Messenger RNA from Lecanosticta acicola, 3570 nucleotides. NCBI's taxonomy places the organism in Eukaryota, Fungi, Ascomycota, Dothideomycetes, Mycosphaerellales, Mycosphaerellaceae. The record is from the annotation of a GenBank genome assembly.
AUGGACGAUCUCGAGCAGCUCGAGAUUCUUUCGCUGGUCUCGAAAGUCACAAGCGAAAUUGACAACCACAUGGGAGUUUCUGACAAAACCAUAGCCGAGUUCGUCAUCGCCCAGCAUGCCGAGUGCGCAAAUCGAGAAGAGUUCGUGGAAAGAUGCGCCGGGUUUGAUUUUCCGAAGGUGCUGGCCGAGAGUAUCGAUCGGCUCAUCAGGACGAUGCAUCCAAGACACCGGGGAAACGGCAAUGCCAAUGGAAAGGAAUCCAGCCCUCCCACACAACAGAGUAAAAGUGAGAAGUUCAGAGGUUUGGCAAUACCGGAUAAGCGGGUAGAGGAUGGUGCCAUGGACGACACGUUCGCAUUUCUGGAGAGCAUGGCCGGUGGAGGCGCUACGAAUGGGAGGAAAAGGAGCAUGGAACCGGAGCCUGCGCUGGAGAAGGUUCAUGAACGCUCGGUCAAGAGAAGGAAGUCGCGAUCGAGGUCUAGGAGCCCGAAGAGAAGGAAUGACGAUUAUCUGUUUGAGGAUGAGUAUGGCAGAACGCGAUCAUACAGGCCUUCGGACCGUUCUGGGAGAGAUGGAAGACGCAGAAAGGGCAGCCGAAGUCCAAAGCGAAGAAGCAGGAGAGAUUCGUUUGAUCGCGCGCCCACUCCAGAGCUCGACGACGAGCCUGUGCUUUACAAGGUCUACGAUGGACGGGUUACUGGUGUCAAGGAAUUCGGUGUCUUCGUGAAUCUCUUGGGGGUCAAGGGAAAGGUCGAUGGAUUGGUACACGUGUCGGCGAUGGCAGAUCACAAGGUCAACCACCCGAGCGACUUGGUAUCGCGAAAUCAAGAAGUGAAAGUAAAGGUCAUGAAAGUCCAGGAUAAGCGCAUAUCUCUCAGCAUGAUGGAGGUGGAUCAACAGACGGGCCAGGAUCUCAACCCGGGCAGACGAUUGCAAGGCACUGGAGCAAAUGCUGUUGGUCUCAAUGGCUCAAAUCCAUUGGAGAACCCGGUUCCUGUCAUUGAAACCGCUGCAGAUCGAAGAAGGCAACGGAAGCGUAUGACAAGCCCCGAACGAUGGGAAAUCCGCCAGUUGAUUGCCUCGGGCGUCAUAAAGGCAGCGGACUAUCCGGAUCUUGACGAGGACUACAACACUGCAGUCAAUGGAGAAACAAUGGAAGAGGAGGAAGACGUCGAUAUCGAGGUGCGCGAGGAGGAGCCGCCUUUCUUAGCCGGUCAAACGAAACAAUCUCUUGAAUUGUCCCCGAUCCGAGUCAUCAAGGCGCCUGACGGUAGUAUGAACCGUGCAGCCAUGCAAGGCGACGUUUUGGCGAAAGAGAGGAGAGACUUGCGGCAGCAGGAGGCACAGGACAAAGCUGCGAAGGAAGCAGCAAAGACUGAUCUCGGUCAGGAGUGGAAUGAUCCUAUGAUCAACCCUAGCGAACGGCGAUUUGCUUCUGAUUUACGACAACCGAAGCAGAAUAGCUCCGCUGGCGCUCUGGAGAUGCCAGAAUGGAAGAAGGUGGCCUCAGGCAAGGCAGAGCUGGGUAAGAGGACCAGUCUCUCCAUCAAGGAGCAGCGGGAAUCUCUUCCGGCUUUCAAGAUGCGCAAGCAGUUUUUGGAUGCCGUACGCCAGUAUCAGCUUCUCAUUGUGAUCGGCGAUACUGGUUCAGGCAAAACCACUCAACUUACGCAAUACUUGGCUGAAGAUGGCCUUGCCAACAAUGGCAUGAUCGGAUGCACACAGCCUCGACGUGUAGCCGCGAUGUCUGUUGCGGCCAGAGUUAGCGACGAGGUUGGCUGCCGGCUCGGAGAAGAAGUCGGAUACACAAUCCGGUUUGAGGACAAGACUUCCGACAAGACCAAGAUCAAGUACAUGACCGACGGGAUAAUGCAGCGUGAGAUCCUUCUGGAUCCCGAACUUAACAAAUAUAGCGUGAUCAUGUUGGACGAAGCUCACGAGCGGACAAUCGCUACCGAUGUUUUGUUUGGCCUACUCAAAAAGACGCUGAAGCGGAGGCCGGACAUGAAGCUUAUCGUCACUUCAGCUACCCUGGACGCACAGAAGUUCUCUGAGUACUUCAACGAGUGUCCGAUUCUCUCAAUUCCAGGAAGGACCUUCCCCGUGGAGAUCAUGUACAGCAGAGAGCCCGAAAGCGAUUAUCUAGAUUCUGCACUUACGUGCGUCAUGGAGAUUCACCUGAAGGAGAAGCCUGGCGAUAUCCUCCUCUUCUUGACAGGAAAAGAGGAGAUUGAUACAUCUUGCGAAAUUCUUCACGAACGCAUGAAAGCUCUCGGCCCUGCUGUGCCGGAACUGAUAAUUCUGCCAAUCUACGGUGCCCUGCCGUCUGAGAUCGCUAGCCGUAUCUUCGAACCCUCGCCCUCAGGUAGCAGAAAGGUCGUCAUUGCGACCAACAUUGCCGAAACAAGUAUCACAAUCGACGGAAUCUACUUCGUCGUCGAUCCGGGUUUCGUCAAGCAGACUGCAUACGAUGCGAAGCUGGGCAUGGACAGACUCCAAGUCACGCCAAUCUCGCAGGCCCAGGCUAAACAGCGCGCGGGACGCGCUGGCAGAACGGGCCCUGGAAAGUGCUUUAGACUUUAUACUGAGAAUGCGUUCCAGAGCGAGAUGUUGCCGACCACCAUCCCCGAGAUUCAGCGACAGAAUCUGUCUAACACAAUUCUCAUGCUAAAAGCAAUGGGAAUCAAUGAUCUUCUCGGAUUUGAUUUUAUGGAUCCUCCACCUACUAAUACCAUGCUUACGGCUUUGGAAGAGCUUUAUGCCCUCUCGGCUCUCGAUGACGAAGGCCUGCUUACACGACUUGGGCGUCGCAUGGCUGACUUCCCCAUGGACCCUGCGCUUGCAAAGUCUCUCAUCAUGUCCGUCGAUCUCGGCUGCAGCGACGAGAUGUUGUCAAUUGUUGCAAUGAUCUCGGCCGUGCAGACCGUGUUCCACCGACCUAAAGACAAGCAACAGCAAGCCGAUCAGAAGAAGGCCCGCUUCCACGAUCCCGCAGGAGACCAUCUCACGCUUCUGAAUGUGUACAAUGGGUGGAAGAAUGCCGGCAAAAGUGAUCCCUGGUGUUUUGAGAACUUCAUCCAACCCCGGUCGAUGAAACGGGCAGAGGACGUACGCAAACAGCUGGUGCAGAUCCUUGACCGACACAGGUUAAAGGUUGUAUCCUGUGGCCGUGAUACCAUGCGUGUUCGGCAAUCUCUUUGCUCGGGCUUCUUCCGCAACUCAGCGCGAAAGGACCCGCAGGAGGGCUACAAAACACUGGUUGAGGGUACUCCAGUCUACAUGCAUCCCGCAUCUGCUCUCUUCGGAAAGGCAGCAGAGCAUGUCAUUUACCAUUCCCUGGUCGAGACGACAAGGGAAUACAUGCAUAACGUGACGGCCAUUGAACCGAAGUGGUUGGUAGAGGCAGCUCCCACGUUUUUCAAGGUCGCGGGCAAGGACGGCAUGGGCAUGAGUAAGAGGAAGCGAGACGAGCGGAUUCAGCCUCUCCACAACAGAUUUGCAGGUGAGGAUGACUGGCGGCUUAGCGCGCAGCGUAGGCAAGGCAGAGGCGGUGGAGGCACUUGGGGCUAG